Sesamum indicum (sesame) is the source of this 753-nucleotide messenger RNA. RefSeq lists its product as uncharacterized. The record is from RefSeq and is a predicted model, not a curated record. Lineage: Eukaryota; Viridiplantae; Streptophyta; Magnoliopsida; Lamiales; Pedaliaceae.
AUGUCAGCUGAGGAAACAGUACUCCUAAACCUGUUUGAUUCCUACUGGUUCGAAUAUGGAGUUUUCACAGCCAAACCCUCUUCGUCUAAGCUAAAAAACGCUCCAGUUCUUGGACAAAACCUGAAUCGGGUCAUAACCCUGAUGAGAAAAUCCCACAGCGACCAGUUCUUGAGCUCCAAAGACUGCAGCUCCGACUCUUCCCCGACAUCAGUGUUGGGGCCUCAGCUUCAGACCAUACUCUCAGGCAAAGAAGUUCGGAGUUCCCAAGAUUCGUCAUCACCACCACCACCAAGAAAGCAAGAACUCAUGAGUAGCGAUACUGCCAGCGUCGACAGCUCCCGCUCUCACACAGUACGACGUGUCUCCCGCACGAAACACGCGGGGUGUAGAAAGAUCAGGAGAAGUGGUAGCAGAAGUCUGUCGGAGCUCGAAUUUGAGGAAUUAAAAGGGUUUAUGGAUCUAGGGUUUGUGUUCUCGGACGAAGACAGGGAUUCAAGAUUGGUGUCGAUAAUUCCAGGGCUGCAGAGACUGGGGAAGAACGUGCAGGAGGAAUCGGGUAAGGAACGCGGGGAGGCGCCGUCGACGGCCGUCUCCAGGCCGUAUCUGUCUGAGGCGUGGGAGUGUUUGGAAGACGAGAAGAUAGUGAAGAAUAAUCCAUUGAUUGAUUGGAGAAUUCCAGCUUUUGGGAAUGAAACGGAACUGAAAGAUCAUCUCAGGUUCUGGGCUCACACUGUUGCUUCCGCUGUCAGAUGA